This is a messenger RNA of Daucus carota subsp. sativus, 2485 nucleotides long. RefSeq names its product HIPL1 protein. Bases 267 to 2339 code for a protein of 690 amino acids. The transcript is spliced from 7 exons. Lineage: Eukaryota; Viridiplantae; Streptophyta; Magnoliopsida; Apiales; Apiaceae. The record is from RefSeq and is a predicted model, not a curated record.
UAGACGAAUAGGGUCGAGUCGAGUUUUCCAUAAAUAAGCUCAACUUAGACUUUUCUGCUGAUACGACUGGAACAUGAAGGGCUGAACAUGUUCUGAAAUUCAUUAUUAUAAAUAUUACAUUAUAAAUACUACUCCUGCCACCAAGAGUUUUAAAUUUGUGUCUGUUUAGGCUGUCUGUACUUGCUGAGUCUCCUCAUGUUGAGGUUACAGAUGAGAGAAUAGUAUUGAUCUUCUUGUUCUUAUUCACUCUUGUUACUUCUUUAGUAAUGGAAGGUGCUUUCAACUUUUUCUUCCUGUUUUGUCUCUGCUUGCUGCUUUUGCCUUAUCCAAUAUCAUCACUCCCUUUGUGUACUGAUCUUGGAGCACCUUUUUCCCCACAGAAGCCUCUAACUUUCUGUCCAUAUAGUGGGAAUGUCUGCUGUGAUUCAGCUAAAGAUUUACAAUUGCAGAAGCAAUAUGAGGCAAUGAACAUAUCUGAUACUGCCUGUGCUUCUACUGUGAAAUCAAUCCUAUGUGCAACAUGUGAUCCAUUCUCAGCAGAAUUAUACACUGCUGGAUCCAGAUCUCGUCCAGUUCCAGUCCUUUGUAACUCAACCGGUUCAGCAGGCUCAUCAUCAAAACAGGCUACAGCGAGCUAUUGUUCAUCAGUAUGGGACACUUGCCAAGAUAUCUCUAUAAAAAAUUCUCCUUUUGCACCUUCACUACAAGGGGCCGGAACGCCUCAGAAUUCCACUUCGUCGACAUUGACUGAUUUAUGGCAGUCAAAAUCUGAUUUUUGCGACUCAUUUGGUGGUUCUUCUGGGGAUAAUUCUUUAUGUUUUGAAGGCAAGCCAAUUUCCCUUAACAAAAGUGAAACUUUACCUGCUCCUAAAGGCAUGUGUCUUGAAAAAGUUGGAAAUGGAGCUUACCUCAAUAUGGUAGCUCAUCCAGAUGGCUCUAACCGUGCCUUCUUUUCUAACCAGCCUGGUAAAAUUUGGUUAGCCAAAGUUCCUGAACAAGGGUCUGGAGAAAGUUUAGAACUUGAUGAGUCUAGUCCUUUUGUAGAUUUAACUGAUCAAAUUCAUUUUGACACAAGCUUUGGAAUGAUGGGAAUGGCUUUUCAUCCGAACUUUGCACAAAAUGGUCGUUUCUUUGCCUCAUUUAACUGUGAUAAGGUCUCCAAUCCUGGAUGUUCUGCAAGGUGUGCUUGUAAUUCUGAUGUAGGUUGUGACCCUUCCAAGUUACCUUCAAGUUCAGGUGCUGAUGCACCGUGCCAAUAUCAUAUGGUAGUUGCGGAGUACAGUGCUAAUGGUACAGCAUCAGAUCCUUCACAGGCAGAAACAGCAAAACCGACAGAAGUGAGAAGGAUUUUUACAAUAGGACUUCCGUCGUCAACAAGUCAUGGUGGACAGGUGCUCUUUAGUCCUGCAGAUAAGUACAUGUACAUCAUGACUGGAGAUGGUGGCCUUAAAGGCGAAGGGCAUAACUUUGCCCAAAACAAGAAUUCUUUGCUUGGAAAGGUCAUGAGGAUUGAUGUAGACAACUUACCUACUGAAAGUAAUGCAGAUUUAUGGGGAAAUUAUUCCAUCCCACGGGAUAAUCCGUAUUCCAAGGAUAAGGAAGCACAGCCAGAAAUUUGGGCAGAAGGGCUAAGAAAUCCUUGGCGUUGUAGCUUUGAUGUGGAGAGGCCUUCUUACUUUGUUUGUGCAGAUACUGGCCAGGAUCAAUAUGAAGAAGUUGAUAUCAUCACCAAGGGUGGAAAUUAUGGAUGGCCAGCUUAUGAAGGACCCCUUCUUUAUGACUCCAAACAAUCUACCACCAAAAACAAUACAGUAGAUGUCAUUAACCCAAUCUUCCCUGUAGUUGGUUAUAGCCAUUCUGACGUGAACAAGAAGGAAGGAUCUGCAGCCAUAUCAGGCGGGUACUUCUAUCGCUCUACAACUGAUCCGUGCAUGUAUGGAAGUUAUGUGUACGCAGAUUUGUAUGCUGGCAACGUGUGGACAGCUGCUGAAACACCAAUAAACAGUGGAAACUUCAGUGCUACUUCAAUUCCCUUCAGUUGUGCCAAAGAUUCACCUAUGAAUUGCAGCACAGUUCCUAACAGUCGUUUAGCUGCUUUAGGCUAUAUUUUCUCAUUCGGAGAGGAUAACAACAAAGACGUUUAUAUUUUGACAAGCACUGGAGUUUACAGAAUAGUUCAACCAAGUCGCUGUGAUUUCACCUGCUCAAAGGAAGUAAAGACUUCUUCACCUCCAAAUACGCCCCCUUCAUCUUCAAACGGUCAUCACACCUCAAUCCAAUAUCUGUUUUCAAAGCUCUCGUUGAUUUCAAUCUCGUUACUGCUGGCAUUUUCUUUAUAAGGUGUGACUGAUUAAUUUUGUUGUACGCUAUUCUUAUGCUGGAACCUGGGAUAUAUGUUACAGUUUUGCUUGCUGCACAUUCAGUUCUCAUUUUUUAGUUGAUGAAGGCCGAAGUGCCAUAUACAAAGCUUCAAUUUAUUUCUGAA